Messenger RNA from Nicotiana tabacum (common tobacco), 666 nucleotides. RefSeq lists its product as uncharacterized. The record is from RefSeq and is a predicted model, not a curated record. Lineage: Eukaryota; Viridiplantae; Streptophyta; Magnoliopsida; Solanales; Solanaceae.
AUGGACUCUUCUUUGACGGGCAAACAAUUCCAAGAUGUGGAGAGGCUUGAAAAGUUCAAUGGGAUGAACUACAAGCGUUGGAGUAUGAAGAUGAUGUAUCAAUUGACGAUUGCGAAAGUUUACUAUGUCUUGACUUGUUCAUAUCCACAAGAUGGAAAAGCAGAUGGGCAGCUUUCGGACUCGCAACAAAAAUGGCUUGAAGAUAAUUUUGUGUGCCGCUCAAUGAUCCUGAAUGCAAUGAGUAAUGCCCUCUUCAGUGUGUUUCACAAGUGCUACCCUUCAUAUGAGUUGUGGGCUGCCAUCUCGCGAAGGUAUGUAACAGAAGAUGCUGGAAAUAGAUCCUUCUUAAUUAACAAGUAUAUUGAUUUUAAGAUGGAUGAUUCCAAACCUUUUAUUGAUCAAGUAAAUGAAUUAAAUAAAAUUGCCUCUCAAUGUGCUGAUGUGGGUGAGUCAAUUACUGAGAUUUUUCAAGUUUCUACUAUUAUUGGUAAACUUCCUCCUUCUUGGAAAGAUUAUCAGAUGAAAUUAAAGCACAAGACUAAGUCUCUAAAUUUGGAUCAAUUACUUCAGCAUAUUCAAAUUGAGUAUGAGGCUAGAAAUAGAGAUUUGCUUGUUUAUAAUGGAAAGGAUAAAGUGCAUAAUAUUGAAAAUUCCACAUCCUCCUAA